Messenger RNA from Alligator mississippiensis (American alligator), 2876 nucleotides. It is a transcript of the gene SLA, whose product is annotated as Src like adaptor. The record is from RefSeq and is a predicted model, not a curated record. Gene Ontology annotation, molecular function: protein binding. The transcript has 8 exons. NCBI's taxonomy places the organism in Eukaryota, Metazoa, Chordata, Crocodylia, Alligatoridae. Bases 257 to 1093 code for a protein of 278 amino acids.
UGUUGAAAACACUUCAAGCCUGCCUUCUUUCUCAGAGAGGAAGUAUGUGGCCUGUUUGACAAGUGCCGUUCUACAUGACGGGGUGAACUUCACAACACGCUCAUUCAACUGGCUGCUUCUCAACCUCAUCGGUUAGAUCCUGCUAGCAGCAUGAACACUGUAGUAUGACUUCUCCUUUUCUAAAACCUACUUCAAACUGGAAUACAAUGCUUUGCAUUUAAAGUUCUGAAGUGCAUUGACAAAAAUAAAGAGAGCAAUGGGAAACACUAUGAAAACAACAAGAGCCCCUGAAGAAACAAGUGUGCCAAACCAAGCCGGUCAGGAGAGCGACUUCCUUGCUGUCCUUUAUGAUUAUCCCUCUCCGGAUAUCGGCGAGCCAAUAUUUCAAGUAGGGGAGAAAUUACGUGUGUUAUCAGAUGAAGGAGGCUGGUGGAGAGUCCAUUCUCUCACAACAGGUCGAGAAAACUAUAUUCCCGGGAAACACGUAGCAAAGGUUUACCACGGCUGGUUAUUUGAAGGGCUUGGAAGAGAGAAAGCAGAGGAACUCCUACAACUUCCCAACACCAAGUUCGGGUCUUUCAUGAUCAGGGAGAGUGAAACUCGGAAAGGAUUAUAUUCCCUGUCAGUCCGACACACGCAAGUGAAACAUUACAGAAUAUUCCGCAUGCCAAACAACUGGUAUUACAUCUCUCCACGGCAAACCUUUCAGUGCCUUGAGGACCUUGUGAAUCACUAUUCAGAGGUGGCUGAUGGGCUUUGCUGCAUCCUUACCACACCCUGCCUCACACAGUGCGCGAACAACAGCAGUGCGAGGACCCAGGCAGACCCGGUGAUUAUGAGAAACAAAAACUUCAGCUGGAGGAACAUGCACAGGCUACAGAUGAAUAAUCAAGAAAGUGAAAGCGCUCUGGAGAUGGACGAUUCCUGCCUCAGCUUCGGCCUCAGGGAAAGCAUUGCCUCUUAUCUGUCCCUAGCAGGAGAAGACAACUCCUCUUUCAGAGACAACAGAAAGAAGAAAACCCAGUCUCUCAUAUACACGGGGAACAAACGCAAAAAUAACUUCCACUUCCCAACUCUGUUUUAUGACGACUGAACCUGAGACUGAAUCAGUCCACAAAAAAAGAACUGAGAUGUUAAACCAGGCUAAGAUGUUUGCACAGCCCAGCUCCCUUCCACAGCUCACAGACGUGAGCAAACUGCCUGGUGAUCAAAGGGGACAUUUCAAGGGAAGCAACGCUAACUUCAUAAUGCUGGGUUUGGUUUUGCACUCUCUGUGUUUUGAAUGUUAACCAGAGACCUUGUACAAGGCACCAGCUCAGCCACUGCAUGUGUACAUACUAAGGGACGCACCUUCAGUUAUAAUCUGCUCACAAAGAAAUUAAAGUGGAGAUAGAGACUCUACAUAAACUUUAAAAAUGACUACGUGAACAGAUGACUCUAAUAAAAGUGAAACCCGUCACUGUACCAGGGUUCAGCACAAGGUUUGGUGCUACUUAAAGACCCAUUUGCAUCCUCCGAGUAGGCCUUGUACUGGCACCAUUCACAGAAGCAAACAGUGCCUAGUGUGGUUACACACCAAAGUGGUUCUUGAUUAUGUAGAUCGGCUGUAUCCAGCCCACCGGCACGAAGCAAGGAUGGGACAUGUGAUUCAGCACCUUUCCUGCCUUUCUGGAAGAUUGAUGGCAAUAAGAAAACUGGAUACAAAGUUACUUCUAUUUCCACUUUCAUGGCAUCAGAAGUCCGGGACUUAAGAAAUUAAAAGCCUGCUGGUGUUUAGCUUCCUCUCAAAAUCUCUUGGUCUCCCUGAUUCUGAACUUCACUAAUGCAAAUUUCUCCUUCUUUGGGGAGAGGGGAGAAUUAGAAACUGUUUUCUGGUAGUUUUUAACCCAGUUGCUGACAAUACCAAAACAUCACAAAGGAAUCACAAUCUUGAGUCUAAAUUUGAGAGUUUCUUCUGAGUGAGUUAAUUGGCUUCAAGGUGGAUCCACAGGUGUAACAGAGUAGAGUUCAGCUGCUCAGGAUAAAUGUACCUACUAGGAAGGUAACAUUUUUUAACUGAAAUAUAAAGUAUGGUCAGAUUAAGGCUUACCUACUGCAGUGGGCAUCAAGUUGUAUAGGUAUUCAGAUCUUAACCUAUUCCCUCGAAAGCUGCAAAUAUUUAUGCAUUGUAUUUAUAGUUUUUUUAGCAUGUAGAUCUAUCUGUUGCAAUAUGUUCAGAGCAGACUUUUCUGACCUUCUUGUCUAAAAUAGAUGCAUAAAAUAGUAAAGAGCUAUGUAAACCCAUCCUAGUAACAUGCAGACUGGGCAAUCUUAUCUUUCACGGAUAAGAGUAUCUCCUAUGUCUUUAAAACAUGCAUUUUUUUAAAAGUUUAUAAAUGAGAUGACAAUUGAGUCCUUCCAGUCUGCUUUGCUACUCCCUUCUGCUCUAAGCAGUCCUUCACAUCCAAAGAUGCAAAAUGAUAUCAAGAAUGAUUCAUUUUGCUUUGGUAGUGUUUUAUAUCUGCUUUGCAUGGAUCUUGGUGACCACCUGAGCUAAAGCAGUAGAGAUCAGCUCCUUUUCAUAUAUCUUCUGUGCAUGCCUCCUAGCACAAAUCUGGCUAUGCCUGUCAUUAGGUCUUGCAGAAUAUCAGCUACACUAGUGCUAAAAGUUCACCGUGACUCAUGCAAACAGUUCAUUGCUUGUUUUAGCACAUUAGGGAACAUUAACAUAUGAAUGUAAUUUACUUACAAACAUUGACCAUCACAGAAGGGAAGGAACUUAGGAACUCUAGUUGUUUGUACAGUUUAAUAUAUUACUACUGUUCAGUGUUAAUGUUAUUAAGGUGUCCAAGUCUUAAUCAAAGAAAUAUAUAUGUAAAGCAUUACAAUUUUCUAAA